Neocloeon triangulifer is the source of this 1404-nucleotide messenger RNA. RefSeq names its product RING finger protein 141-like. The record is from RefSeq and is a predicted model, not a curated record. Gene Ontology annotation, molecular function: ubiquitin-protein transferase activity. Gene Ontology annotation, biological process: protein autoubiquitination. The coding region runs from base 154 to 825 and encodes 223 amino acids. NCBI's taxonomy places the organism in Eukaryota, Metazoa, Arthropoda, Insecta, Ephemeroptera, Baetidae. The transcript is spliced from 4 exons.
UUUACAUACAGCAGCUGGCAAAACGAGAUGACGUUCGACGUUGUAAGCGGCCCUGCUUUUUAAGAAGUUUUGCUUUUGUCCUUGGGAAAAUUCAAUAAUUUACGUUCGUAAUGCGGCUCAAGAUUUGCGGACAGUAAACGGAACUGCAGAACCAUGGGGCAGACGGCAUCGGAGGCUUUGCCAGAGUCUAUGGGAACCCUCAUCCAACAUGCCAGAACCAUCACCGACGUCGCCAGUCUGAGUUACGACGACUUCCUCGACUGCAUACGCCAGCUGAACACAUUGUGUUGUAGAUGCGUGGACAGUAAAGGCAGGAAGCUCGUUUUUGCUGUGAAGAAAGGAAGCGACACUUCGAUUCUAUGGAAGAGCACCGUCAGGAUCGCUUGCGUCAGGGUUAAUGUGACCACGAAUAAGAUUGAAAGUCACAAAAUUUUAAACCUCCCUCAGCUCUUGAAGGUGGCGCACACCCUGAAAGGCCACUUGGUCGCAGUAGAGAGUAGCGCUUCAGGACACCAUGCCCAUGAUAUUUUGAGCACAUCAGUAUUAUUAAAUGACAUGGAAGAUUCAUGUAUGGGGAACAACAUUGGCGAAUGCUGCAUUUGUCUCGAACGAAAGCCCGAGGUUAUAUUGCCAUGCGCGCACAGCUACUGCCUUCCAUGCAUUGAACAGUGGAAUGUAAACCACAAAACUUGUCCCAUUUGCCGGGAGAAACUUGAAAGCACUGACGACUCUUGGGUAAUUUCGGAGGCCCCCGACAGCGAUGAGGUGAAUUUAGAGCUGGAGAAAUCCUUGAUUAACUUGUCAGGAGGCUCCGGCCAAACAUAAUCGAUACACUAGGAUACCUAGUUUUAAGGGCUGGCUGUGUUCCUUUGAAGUGUCCGAAAAUAGUACUUUUUUAAUUUUUAAUGACAAACAAUUUUUGACAUUCCUUUUGGAAAACACUGAUAUUUAUGAAAACAGCCUCUUCGCGCGCAUGAAGGGUUAAUUACGCUUAAAUAAACAUGACCUGAAUUUUUCAGCGAUUAUGUGUACUGUUUAAAGUAAAUAGCAAUGCAUCGCUGCAGUGAUUGCAAAUAAUUAAAUUGAAGUACAUUAUAACCCGUAAUUUAACUAAAUGAUGAUAAACAACAUAAAUAUUAUAAUAAAUAAAUUACAUUAUGUAUUUGCAGUUAAAACUGUUCAAAACUGAAUAAAAAGCAAGUCAAUCUGCCUUGUGGAUACUAUAUCCAAGAAAUUUUAUUUAAAAAGUAACAAAUCAUUAUAAUAAUUUCAAGUUUCACAAGCCACAACGCAUCACCCAAUACACUAUUGAAAAAAUUAUCUCUGACCUUUCCGCUUUUUAGCAGCCUCCUUUAAGCGCUUCUUUCUCUCAAUGUCAGCCAAAUCCUCCAAAAUACCUAAAAG